AUGAACUUUCCUAUCCUAAACUGUCUAAUCUUAUUCACCGUGCUCUCUUCAGAGACCACAAACGUCAAACUCGAACGAGAAGAUCAAAACCACCUCGUCGUUCUCAAUGAAAAAAAUUUCGAAAAGCUCACUCAAUCAUCCACCGGAGCUACCACUGGUAUAAACUAUAAAUUAUUUAUCUAUCUCUUAAUUAUUUACAUUUUUAAAAAAAUAUUUUAUUUUAUGGAAAAUUAUAAAGUUAAUAAUACCGUAAAGCAGUAA
Theileria annulata is the source of this 261-nucleotide messenger RNA. RefSeq lists its product as uncharacterized. NCBI's taxonomy places the organism in Eukaryota, Apicomplexa, Aconoidasida, Piroplasmida, Theileriidae. The record is from RefSeq and is a predicted model, not a curated record. The transcript has a single exon. The coding region runs from base 1 to 261 and encodes 86 amino acids.